Messenger RNA from Ziziphus jujuba (common jujube), 2865 nucleotides. Its product is annotated as putative disease resistance protein RGA1. The record is from RefSeq and is a predicted model, not a curated record. Bases 1 to 2865 code for a protein of 954 amino acids. Gene Ontology annotation, biological process: defense response to other organism. Lineage: Eukaryota; Viridiplantae; Streptophyta; Magnoliopsida; Rosales; Rhamnaceae. Gene Ontology annotation, molecular function: ADP binding. The transcript has 2 exons.
AUGGCGGAACCUAUCUGUUCUAUCGUUGCUGAGGGAAUCAUCGGGUGGUUACGUUUUGAAGCUGUGAAAGAAGUAGGAUUGCUUUGGGGCGUAAACAAUGAACUUGCAGGACUCCAAGAAACCUUUAUGACCAUCAAAGCAGUACUUCUUGAUGCAGAGGAGAAGCAGGUCCAUAACCAUCAAGUUAGAACCUGGCUCGGAAGGCUUGAAGCUAUCAUUUCUGAUGUUGAUGACUUGAAGGAUGAGUUCUCAUAUGAGGCUCAUCGGCAACAAGCAAUGGCUGAUAGUGAGGUGAUGAAGAAGGUAUGUACUUUCUUCUCAACCUCAAACCAAGUUGUCUUUAGGCACAAGAGAGGUCACAAAAUAAAAGCUAUUAAGGAAAGACUGAUUGCUAUUAGCGAUGAUAAACCCUUUCAUUUGGAAGAGAAAGUUGUCACUACAGGGAGAGAGCCUACUCAUUCAUAUGUACCUGAAAAUGAAGUUAUUGGGAGGGAUAGAGAUGGAAUGGCAAUUAUGGAAAUUCUAUUGGAUUCUAAUGUUGAUGAGAAUGUAUCAGUGAUUUCCAUAGUUGGUAGUGGAGGAUUAGGAAAAACCACACCUACUCAAUUGGUGUAUAAUGAUGAUAAGAUCAAAAGGCAUUUUGAUUUAAGAAUGUGGGUGUAUGUCUCUAAUGAUUUCAAUGUGAAAUCACUAGUUGAGAAAAUCAUUAAAUCUGCAACUAAUAGGGGUCUAGAAAACUUAGAGAUGGAUCAAUUACAAAAGUUGCUUCAGAAAGAAAUAAAUGGAAAACGAUAUCUCCUUGUGCUAGAUGAUAUAUGGAUUGAAAAUCAUGAAUCAUGGCAAAAUUUGAAAAAUUUAUUAAAAAAUUGUGCACCAGGGAGUAAAAUAAUAAUAACCACUCAUAAUAUAAAGGUUGCUGAGAGUAAGAGUAAAAUGAAGCCAUACAUCUUAGGGAGAUUGGAUAAAGAUGAAUCUUGGUCUCUGUUUAAAAAGGUGUCCUUUAAGCAUGGACAAGACCCCAACGAUUCUACAAUUAUUGAAAUUGGAAAGAAGAUUGUUGAAAAUUGUGGAGGCAUUCCACUCGCCAUAAAAACAAUAGGCCGAAUGUUGUAUUUCAAGAAUCCAGAAAAGGAAUGGUCCCCUUUCCUAGAAUUGGAAUUCUCAAAACUCCCUCAAAAAGAAAAUGACAUCCUACCAACCUUAAAACUUAGUUAUGAUAAUCUCCCAUUGCAUUUGAAGCAUUGUUUUGCCAUUUGUAAGCUCUUUCCUAAAGGUCAUGAAUUUAGUGUAGAGAUAUUAAUAAAUCUCUGGAUGGCUCUAGGAUAUAUUAAGCCAUCGUAUCCAACUAAGUCGUUGGUGGAUGUUGGUCAUGAGCAUUUUAUGGAUUUACUUUGUAGAUCAUUCUUUCAAGAAAUACAAGGAGAUAUUCUGGAUAAAAGAUGUCAAAUGCAUGACCUCAUGCAUGGCCUUGCAACACAAGUAGGAGGAACAGAGUAUGUCCUUUGGCAGCCAAAUAAGAAAAGUAAUUUUGAGAAUGAUACUCGCCAUGUAUCAUUUAAUUUUCAUUUAGAUUCAUUACAACGAAUUCCAACUACAGUUUCUAAAGAAAAUAGGAUCCGAACUAUUCUUUUGCUUAGCCAAUCAUCAAGUAUAAUUGAAGGAAGACGAGGACAGUCAAUUUGUGAUGUAGUUGUGUCAAACUUUAAGUUUGUGAGAUUCUUGGAUCUUCAUAAUUUGGAGAUUAGGUUGACUCAUCUCCAAACAUUAUCACAAUUUGUAUUGAAGGAUGCCACAAGUACUUCUGUACGUAGGCGUAAUGGUGAGGUUGGUGAGCUAAAGGACUUGAUGGGAUUAAAUAACCUUAUAGGAGAGUUGGCUAUUUAUAACUUGGGAAAUGGGGAAGAUACUAGGACCGCAAAUUUGAGGGAAAAACAACAUCUUAUUUCUUUGCUUUUAUGUUGGAAGAGUGUUGAUAAUUCAAAUAUGAAGGAUGUUGACUAUGAAGCAACACUAGAAGGCCUACAGCCACACCCAGAAUUGAAAUUAUUGGUUUUACAAUAUUAUGAGGGUGUGAAGUUUUCAAGUUGGUUUCAAUCACUUACAACACUUGAAUACUUCAUUGUAGAAUACUGUAUGAAAUGCCAAUAUUUGCCACCAUUAAAUCAAUUCCUUUCUCUCAAGUUGUUGCACCUUAGAAAUGUGCUUGGUCUAGAAUAUAUUUCAAACGACUCAUUUACGUCGUCAUCUAUAGCAGUACUACCAUCCCUUGAAUCAUUAUUCUUUAUAGGAUUGCCCAACCUAAAGGGAUGGUGGAAGGAGGAGCAAGUAGUAGUUGAUAGUGAAGAAGCUCAAGAAGAUCAAGGAAGUUCUUUAGGCACAUUAAUGAGUCACAUAGAACUUUCAUUUCCUCGUCUUUCUGAUUUCAAUAUUUAUAACUGUCUGAAGUUGUCUCUUUUGCCACUCUCCCCAAAUAUCAAACUACUGAGCAUCCAAAACAAUACAUGGAAGGCAUUCCAACAGGCAGUUAUGACAAGGACCCAAACAACAAUAAAGGAAGUAGCCUCAUCAUCUUCUUCUUUGUUUCAUUUCUCCAAUCUCAGUAAGCUUGCUCUUUUCGAAGUUGAAGAUCUACAAUGUCUUCCAGAAUGGUUGAAAAACAUAACUUCUCUAAGAACUUUAGCUGUUUCUCGAUGCAUUAACUUGAAGUGUUUGUCUCACAGUAUUCAACAUCUUGCCUCCUCACUUCAAGAAUUAACAAUUGAGGGCUGCAAAGAACUUGACAUGUCCCAUGCUGAUGAUAAUGGGUUAACAUGGCAUCCUAUGAAAAGUAGUCUCCGCUCACUUGUCUUGACAGAUUUGCCUUAA